Dovyalis caffra is the source of this 279-nucleotide messenger RNA. The record is from the annotation of a GenBank genome assembly. NCBI's taxonomy places the organism in Eukaryota, Viridiplantae, Streptophyta, Magnoliopsida, Malpighiales, Salicaceae.
CUCCCCCGAACCUUAAGCCUACUUUGCCAAAACGGACACCGAAGACCCUUCCAACGGAAUAAAAAACCUAUAUGCACCUACCGCAACAACCCCGGUCAUAUGGAAGACAAAUGUUACAAGAAGCAUGGCUUCCCACCUAAUUUCUCACCCAUGCCUCGAUCAAAUCAACAUUCAUCCAAGGAUUAUACCAAAUCAAGAUUCAAAGCGGCUCAUCAAGUGGAAACUCAUUUUGCUCUAGCCUUCGAAAAUGAGACUCCAGUCUCCAUUUCUACCACGUAA